This is a messenger RNA of Metarhizium brunneum ARSEF 3297, 1806 nucleotides long. RefSeq lists its product as uncharacterized. NCBI's taxonomy places the organism in Eukaryota, Fungi, Ascomycota, Sordariomycetes, Hypocreales, Clavicipitaceae. The record is from RefSeq and is a predicted model, not a curated record.
AUGGACACUGCACCUCUUGCCGAUAUCGAGACUACUUCGUCCCCGGCUAUUGUUGAUUCUGCUGUUGCGUCAUCAUCCCCCCAGCCGACUUACACUACUGCGGGAACAAUCUACAAGCCGAGUUCGUCCCAGCCACUUCAGCCGCCUACUCGUCGCGGACGCUUGCCCAAGUGGUCUGACGGUAAUAUCCAUUCCAAACUUGCCCUCUUCCCCAAAUCAUCUUUGCCCGGGAUGUCGAUGAAGGCUCUUGGAGGCCGUCCCAACUCGGCACUCCAGCAGUACACGCCUUUGCAGCAGAACAACCAUCGCGCCGUCAGCCCCUUCAGUGAGCCCGACCAUCUUGUUGCUAAGACGCCGAUAGAAACACCUCGCAUACAUCUAGGGAACCUUCCAAAUGCCCUCUCUGCCCCCACGAUGCCUGAAAAUAGCAGUCAGGAAAAGGCGGCGACAGAAGAUGGCGAGCAUUGUUCCCUCGAUGGGAGUGAUGACGAUAGUGAGGAUAGCGAAUCCAAGAUAACUUUGCUCAUGAAUAUGCCGGUCAAGUCACUGUAUAAUCUGGCUUCUUACCAGAAUCCGACCCAGAAGUAUGCUCAGAGGGCGCUUAAGCGAGGAACAAAGAGGCCACUUACGCUGGGCUCAUCUUCUAUGGGAAGUACUACAUCAACCAGCCCCCCAACAUUGUCAGCAUUCAAUCCUCCCUCUAGUUCAAAUGAGAUCGGGGGUCCCUCAAACCUGGGCCAUCAAGGACCGACAGAUAUCUUUGGCUUUAGAAGGGGAGAACUUGAUGCUGCCUUCAGGGUUGAUGAUAUGUGGGAUGCAAGAACUGGCACGCCAACACCACCGUUUCCCAACCAUUCCAGAAUCAACUUGACGUUUGGCGAUGCCCCAAAUCCUGUUGGAAAUUCUGCCUCUGCAAGUGGUACACUGUUACCCCUGACUGCUGGGCCACCAGGGCAGCGACAGUAUCGUCCCGUGGCUGUUGAGUCAACAUUCAGACCAUUUGUAAGCGCAGGACCCUCUGCGCUACCGACAUCUAACCCAGCGGACGAGGAUACGCUACAAAUUGCAAAUCGAGUUCUUUUCGAAGCCGGGAUUGAGGAUGUCUCCAUCGAUUCGCUCGGGUCUCUAUUUGCAGAGAAUUUGCACAGCGCUCCCUCUUCCUAUCCAAUCUGGGACGGUGGUGCCGGGAAUGCGGAACCUCGGGGAUCUGUACUACCAACGGAACCCGUCUAUGAAGACGAGACGCAGAAUCAAUUUCGUAACAUUACAGGUCCUAUGGAGCGCAUGAAGGUCUGGGACCCAAAUGAAAGACUCAUUCAGACAAAGAGUUGGCGGGAUCCUUCUCCAGAAGUUCGAGCUCUUUACAAGCCUGGCACCGAUAGACUUACCGAUGAGGCAAUGGCGGCUCGCAAAACCGAGCUGAACAAGUGGUGGUACUCGAGAGUCGACAAAACAGACAAUGAAACCGGACUAGAGAACAUACCAGGGAAUAUACCUUUCCCCCAAAGCUUGCCUCGGGCGGAUCAGGAUUUCGGGGUUAUAGGAGACAGAAGGCUAAAGACGCCGAAAAGCCUUUCGGAGAAGGCUUCAGCCGGAGAAGCUUCAGUUGAAGAGACGACUAAGCAGACGACUGAAAAGACCACUUACGUGACCAUUCGAGAGACCACGGAAGAUAUCACAGAGGAGACUCAGGAGACGACUCAGGAGACUACUGAAAUCUUCACGUCAGAGAAUGCAGGGUCGCUGCUGGAGACGCACAGCAUACGCGAAGCCAAGGUUGAGAGGGCCCAACAACAGAUUCUAUGA